Adineta steineri is the source of this 513-nucleotide messenger RNA. The record is from the annotation of a GenBank genome assembly. NCBI's taxonomy places the organism in Eukaryota, Metazoa, Rotifera, Eurotatoria, Adinetida, Adinetidae.
AUGCAAUCUCUUGAUAAAAUUAUUAUUAGUACCUUUAUAAUAUUUUUUAUUUUUGCUUUUACAUUUGAUUAUAUUAAUUCUGUUGCUCCAGCAAAUGAACGAAUUACCAAUGAAAAAACAUCCAAAUGGAUUUGGCCACCACAAUUUAUUUUGAAACUAUAUUAUUGGUGGUGUGAAAAUGUUGAUCCAAUGUUACUUACUAAUGAUUAUUUAGUAAAAUAUCUAUGUUUUCUUUCACCAUUUCUAUUUGCACCAUUUUAUUUAAUUGGAAUCUAUGCGAUUUCUAAUAAAAAACAAUGGAUUCGUAUUCCAAUAAUUAUAUAUUCAUUAAUAUUUUUUUUUGAUUUAAAUUAUUUUUUUUAUCAAGCUAUAUUUGGUGAAGAAAAAACACGAAAUUUAUUAUUAUUUACAUUAGUAUAUGGUUAUUAUCAAAUAUUUCCAAUCAUUUUAAUUUAUCGAUUUUUACCAAAGAAUGUUCUCAAAAAUGCAUCUCAUCGAAUUAAGAGCAAUUAG